Molecule: messenger RNA, 3037 nt
Organism: Diachasmimorpha longicaudata
Lineage: Eukaryota; Metazoa; Arthropoda; Insecta; Hymenoptera; Braconidae
Product: Kv channel-interacting protein 2
Exons: 6
Coding region: 1591-2217 (208 amino acids)
Molecular function (GO): calcium ion binding
Source: RefSeq, a predicted model, not a curated record
UCUAGCGCCGGCUGUCUGUCGCUACGCUCGGAAAGUACAUAGCUCUCACAGCUCCAUCAAUUUUUAGUUGAUUCAUUAUUAUCUAAAAUAAAUAAUGACUUAUUGAAUUGACCAAUUGAUGGUAUGGCGAGUAUCAUAGAAUUAAUCUCCCGUAAAUUCAAAUAUUCAAUUGUUUCGCUGAUAAUUGAGAGUGAUAAUCAAUUGGGGCCGGCGGUGAUUGAGACUCGUCGAUUAAUCAUUGUUAGAAAAAUACAUCGGUAAAAUUAAUUUUGAGUUUAUGUGAUUAAAAAAAAAAUGCCCAAGUGCCAGACAGCUCGGCGACAAUUCUCAACGAGGGGAGGGAGUGAGAGGGAAAUAGAGUGUGACUCUUCACACGCCUGACGGAUACAUAUACGAGGGGAGUGGGACAAAGAACUGGGACGCGUUGAGAUACAUCAGAGAGAAUGGAAAAAUAAAAAGGAUGAGUUUUUUUUUAAUAUGAGGGAUGCAUUGGUGAGUUUUUUGUUUGGCAUUACAAGUGAAUUAUCAAGUGCAUUGGAGAAUGGUUCACGUAUUUCGUGAUAAUAAUGUUAACUGAAUAACAGCAACGGAGAACUUCUAUCAGGGCAUGGCAAAUAAUGAGAUAAAUUUAUUGAUGCAGAAGUGUCUGAUGACUGCAAAUUCACAAAAAAUUAUUAAUCACUGAUGCUAUCGAUGCAGCGAGGUGAAUAAGAGAUAUGUGUAUAAUAAAAUGUACAUUUACAUUUAAAACUCAACUCAUCAUUGACAAUAUUUUCUUCAUCUAAAUGGAAUAACUAAAUAUAUCUUUCGAUGUAAUAAUGGAGGAUGAACCGAUGUCAAUGAGAUGGAGUCACAUUUGAUGGAUUUGGCGAUCUACUCACUUUUAUAAUAAUAAAAGUGAAAAUAAAGUCUUUCUCCAUCAUUCGAGGAGAGGGUUAUUCAUCACUUAACAGCUUUUUUAGAUGAAUAAACGGAUCAUUGAAAAUUUCGCAAUUUUCUUCAGAAAUUUUUCAAUGAAAUUUUCGUUGAUAAAUCUGGUUGUAAAUUUCUCCGUCCAUUCUUCUAUCUGCACGUUAUAAUAAAACAUGUUGAAAAGUACGGAUAGAAUUUGACAAUGUCAUUUAAUGAAACUUGGAGUUUGCGGUGUGAUAAUGGAAAUGGAACAAGAACAAGAGCUAGUGACAAUCACUGCUCGAGGACGCCGGUCAAUCCAAUUUAGUGGUCGUAUAUUCAAUGCAUAUCGUGAUUUAGUGCACUUACUUUUCGAUUUGAAAUCAAUGAUGAUACUGAUGAUGAUUGUGUGCUGUUGAGACUGUUGGAUUUCACCGAGCAGGAUUUUUCUGCCUCACUCCUUAAAUCUCAAUGUCUCUUGAUUCAAUGAAGGCAUGAUUUCUCGUGGGACUGAAUUGGAGGAAAAAUGAGAAAUAAUUGAGGGAAAGGGAGGAUUCAAGUGAGAAUUAUCCUCGUUGGAUGAGUCAGGGGUUCACUUGAGGAAAACGAAUGAUAGCCAUGACGAUUGGAUUCCUGGUGUCAAGACCCUGAGGUGACAUUGAAAGAGAAUUUACACGUGGGUAAAAAACACGUGAAACAAUGGCAACGCCACCAGAUUCACCAGGCCCUGAGGAGGCGCUGUUUGAGUUCGAGAGUUCGAGAGCUAGACAGCAUACGACGAGACCAGUUGCUAUUGAGGAAUUGUUAAGACAAACGAAAUUCUCGCGUCAAGAGAUACGUGUCAUGUACCGGGGAUUUAAACAGGAGUGUCCUGAAGGUGUCGUUCAGGAAGACUCAUUCAAGGACAUAUAUGCCAAGUUUUUUCCCCAUGGAAAUUCUAGCCUCUACGCGCACUACGUGUUCAAGGCCUUUGACGUUAACUGCAAUGGGGCCAUCAGUUUUAGGGAUCUACUCGUAACACUCUCCACGCUGUUACGUGGGAGUAUAUAUGAGAAACUCAGAUGGACAUUCAAGCUUUACGACAUAAAUGGGGAUGGUUGUAUUACAAGGGGUGAAUUGGGUGAGGUCGUAACAGCAGUUCACGAGCUGAUGGGACGAAAACAUCCAGCGGAGGAGGAAAGGAAGGCCAGAGAACAACUGGAUCGGGUCUUUGAGAAACUCGAUCUUAAUCAUGAUGGGGUUAUUACGAUAGAAGAAUUUAUCGAAAGUUGCCUUAAAGAUGAGGUCAUUACCCGCUCACUGGCCAUGUUCGACUGUGAACUUUGAUCUCCGGUGAACAUUAGCCCUACAAGGUCACCAACCGGCGUGACACCAACGUCCCCAGCCUCGGGUACAACCCAUUCACUGACGAGUUCAUCCCCAACACCACCGCGUUAUACCUUACUACCGUCAUUACCAGCUCCAAUAAUAAUGGAUAAUCCACUUAUACCGAUUCCAUUGCCAUCACCGAUUGAUCAUUUAUCGGAGCCAAUGCAUCCACCGCCGGACUACAUGACUGUACAGCAGAUACCCUUUUGUUACCGCGGGCAACACUGCUGGGACCAGACGGAUGAGCCACUCUUUUGCUGAGAGAAGUUAUUCAUCAGUCUGUCAUUCAGUCAAAUUUAUAUAUUAUUAUAAUCAAACAGAAUUGAGGAUAUUUUCAGUAUUUUUUGGUAAUUCAGGGAAAUGUUUUCUCCUCUUUUGUUGUUUGUUUACUAUUUGCAUGGAAAACGUGAUGAGAAAAAUCUCUUGUUUCGGUAAAAAAAAAUCUAUUUAAAAAUCGGCCAAUUCUCAUAGAAAAACCUCAAUGGAUAAUAUUUUUUUUAUUCAAUAACAUUGAUGUUCUUAUAUAAAAAUCUUUGUACAUAAAUUGUGUAAUUUCGGUUUAUAAUUUUUCCUCAAUCGAUAUAUAUUUUUUUCGCACUUGCGUUGAAAUUUUUACGAUGAAAAAAUGAAAGGAUGUCAUUCGUCGAUUAUUUGAGAAAUUAGGGGAAGCCCUGUUCUAUCUUUAAUAAAUAAUUGACGAAAAAAAAAGAGAAUCAGAUAUAAAAACGAAACUCAAUAUUGUAAUAAGUAAAAUAAAGUGGAUUAAGAGGUGUAAUAA